Saprolegnia diclina VS20 is the source of this 1724-nucleotide messenger RNA. RefSeq lists its product as hypothetical. NCBI's taxonomy places the organism in Eukaryota, Oomycota, Saprolegniomycetes, Saprolegniales, Saprolegniaceae. Bases 30 to 1643 code for a protein of 537 amino acids. The transcript has a single exon. The record is from RefSeq and is a predicted model, not a curated record. Gene Ontology annotation, molecular function: protein binding.
UUCUGCCAAGACCAAGACAACGACGAACGAUGCAACGAGGAGGCAGCGCGUACGGACUCGAUAAGGAGCUCGCGACCAAGGCGAUGGCCAAGUACGAUACGAACGCCGAGGCCGAAGCGCGCGACUGGAUCGAAGCCAUCACGGGCAAGGCCAUUGGGCCCGACUUUGGCCUUGGCUUGAAGGACGGCGUGAUCCUCUGCGAGCUCGCCAACGUCGUCGACCCGACGAGCCGCAUCAAGAUCUCGGCGUCGACAAUGCCCUUCAAGCAGAUGGAGAACGUCACGGCCUUCAUCCGCGCCUGCCGCGGUAUGGGCGUCAUGGAGUUUGACUUGUUUGAGACUGUGGACCUAUUCGAGCAAAAGGACCUCGGCGUCGUCGUGCGCUGCCUGCACGCGCUGGGCCGCACGCUGCAGAAGAAGGGCACGUACAACGGACCUCUUCUCGGCGUGAAGGAGUCGACGCGCAACGAACGCACGUUCACCGAGGCGCAGCUCGCCGAAGCGCGCCACGCGACCUCGCUCCUCAACAUGGGCAGCCAAGCGAUCAUGGAGCGCCCGAACAUUGACGUCACGACCGGUGUGACCUUUGGCGCCGACUCGACGACCGACCUCCCGCCCGUCUCGUCGGGCUACUCGUCGCCGCCCACAUCGUCGACCAUUGCCGCGAUCCCGACGAUUCUGACCAAGAACGCCCAAGGCGCCUUCUCGUCCCCCGACAAGCCGCUGCAGCGCACGCCGUCCGCAAACAAUGGCUCACCGACGAAAGCAUCGUCCUCCGUGGCAGCCCGUUGGAUGUCGGCAGCGCAGCCCAACAACACGACGCCGACCCCGUCGGUGACGCCACCCAAGCAAACGCCAGCACCCGUCCAGCGCACCCCGUCGGCUCAGUCUGUCACACCGCCGAAGCAAGCCACGCCGGCGCCUGUCCAGCGCAUUCCGUCAACCCAGUCGGUGACGCCGCCCAAGCAAGCCACGCCGGUCCAAAUCCGGGGCGGCGGCUACGGUCUGGAUGCAGAGCUUGCGGCCAAGGCGGUCGUCAAGUACGACUAUGCGCUGGAAGCCGACGUCAAGCAGUGGAUUGAAGCCGUGACGCACCGGACGCUCGGCGAGUUUGGCCCGAGCCUCCAGAACGGCCAGGUGCUCUGCGUGCUCAUCAACACACUGUACGCGAUCUCGAUGGCGGACGAGACGCCGAUCAAGGUCGACGCGUCGUCGGUCGCGUUCAAGCAAAUGCAAAACAUCAAGCACUUUUUAGACGCGGCCAAGGCGAUGGGCGUUGCAUCUGUGGACGUUUUCGAGACGGUCGACCUCUUUGAGCUCAAGGACUUGGGCGCCGUCGUACGCUGCCUUCUGGCUCUGAACCGCGCCGUCGUCAAGAAGUUACCGGCGUACCCUGGCCCGGUGCUCACGGCUGUGGCCCCCGCCGCCGCUCCGUCGACACCGGCCAAGCCCGUUGCAACACCUAUUGUUGCUACGCCGGCCGAGACACCGACGUCGUCGUGGACGGCCCCCGUGGCGUCGUCGUGGACGACACCGAUCGCCAAGGCGCCCGAGACUCCGGCGGUCGAGACCAAGCCGGGCGUGAACGCAAUGCUCCGCCACUCGUCCUCGAAAGGUCUUCCGACGCGAACCAACUGGCAGUAGCGUGUGGUUGUCUGGAAUUAUUUCUAAUACUAUUGUGAUGGAUCCGAAAACCAGUCUCGCACGUCACCAGACUGUCGUCGA